Messenger RNA from Glycine soja, 1929 nucleotides. RefSeq names its product probable serine/threonine-protein kinase PBL9. Gene Ontology annotation, molecular function: protein kinase activity; ATP binding. The transcript is spliced from 6 exons. The coding region runs from base 407 to 1645 and encodes 412 amino acids. The record is from RefSeq and is a predicted model, not a curated record. Lineage: Eukaryota; Viridiplantae; Streptophyta; Magnoliopsida; Fabales; Fabaceae. Gene Ontology annotation, biological process: protein phosphorylation.
CUUCGUCCUCUCUAUCUCUAUAUGUCUUUACUUAUCCUUCCAAGCUUUUAUCUGAAUCUUUGGUCAACUUGUUCUUUAACUUCUGAAUAAUCUCUCUAUCUCUCUGGGGACCACACAUCACACUACAACCACUAAUAUUAAUUAAUGCCUUCCUUAGUACAUAUAUCUCAGCACGCUUUGUGUCUCUCCUCUCCGGCAUAUCCUUUCUCCUACCUUCUUCCUCUAUCCCCUGACUUAACUUUGCUACCAAACAGGUUCUUCUUGGCCUUUUCUUUUCUUCAUCCUUCAUGUUUUGCCUUCUUUCCAAUUCAUUAUCAUGGUUUUUGCUGGUCCUGAUAUAUGACCCUUCUUGCUUCUUUCCUGAUCUAUAGGCAACAAGGCUCAAGGAACUAGUAUUGUUUCUAUCAUGGGAGUUUGUUUGAGCACCCAAAUUAAAGCUGGGUUAAAUUCAAAGCAUGUUAGUGCCGAUGCAAAAGAUCACAGCAGUCCAAUUAGCAAUAAAAUUACAAAAGAUGUCAGCACACCAAUCAGUAAAGUCUCAGAGGUAUCAGUGCCUCAGACUCCUCGGAUUGAGGGUGAGAUCUUGCAGUCAUCCAAUCUGAAGAACUUUAGUUUGACAGAACUCACAGCUGCCACAAGAAAUUUCCGUAAAGACAGUGUUUUAGGAGGAGAAGGUGAUUUUGGAUCAGUUUUCAAGGGCUGGAUUGAUAAUCAAUCACUGGCUGCUGCCAAACCUGGCACUGGCGUUGUUGUUGCAGUGAAAAGACUUAGUCUGGAUAGCUUCCAAGGUCAGAAGGAUUGGUUGGAUGAAGUAAACUAUCUAGGCCAGCUUUCUCAUCCUCAUCUAGUGAAAUUAAUUGGGUAUUGCUUUGAAGAUGAAGACCGACUUCUGGUCUAUGAAUUUAUGCCUCGUGGUAGCUUGGAGUAUCACUUGUUCAUGAGAGGCUCGUAUUUUCAACCUCUUUCUUGGGGUCUCCGUUUGAAAGUUGCUCUUGGCGCUGCCAAAGGGCUUGCAUUUCUUCACAGUGCUGAAACAAAAGUGAUAUACCGAGAUUUCAAGACCUCAAAUGUCUUGCUGGAUUCAAAUUAUAAUGCAAAGCUUGCUGAUUUGGGGCUGGCAAAGGACAGACCAACACGUGAGAAAAGUCAUGUCUCCACCAGGGUAAUGGGAACCUAUGGAUAUGCAGCUCCUGAAUAUCAAACCACAGGAAAUCUGAGUGCCAAGAGUGAUGUCUUCAGUUUUGGAGUAGUCCUGCUGGAAAUGUUAUCUGGCAGGAGGGCUGUGGACAAGAAUAGACCAUCAGGACAACACAAUUUGGUGGAAUGGGCCAAACCAUACUUAGCCAACAAACACAAACUUUUGCGUGUGUUGGAUAAUCGCCUUGAAGGCCAAUAUGCAUUAGAUGAGGCAUGUAAGGUGGCUACCCUCUCUCUGCGAUGCCUUGCAACAGAAUCCAAGUUGAGACCAACCAUGGACGAGGUUGUCACGGAUUUGGAGCAGCUGCAGGUUCCCCAUGUGAAUCAAAAUCGUUCUGUGAAUGCCUCUCGCGGUCGUAGAAAAAGUGCUGAUGAUUUUACUCAUGGUAGAAUCGCCACAGCUUCUGUUUCCCCGCUCUCACAUGACAUUGCAAAUACACGUCCUUGAAAGCUGAUGCAUGUUUCCACAUGAACUCAAACACGUUCAUAUCAUGCACACAUGCUAUCUAAUAGGUUUUACGUAUGUAUAUAUUUCAGGUUCUGUUUGUAAUAUGUAGUCAAAAUAGCUGGAACUACUGCAGGUACUGUCUUAUUUGGCUCUGGUUAGCUCAAUUUUGUUGUUUUUUAUAUUGGUAUAAAGUUUUCCAACUUUAUUUUGUUACACUUGCAAUGUGCAGUUUUCACAUAUAUAGAACUUGAAGCAAAACUUAUAGUUGAUUUCUUUCUUGUAAA